GAGUGAGACGACUUUAAAUUUUAAAAAUGGCAGCUUUAAAUAUUGUGUUGUGUAUUGCUACUUUCAUUCAAUUCAGUAUUGCUCAAAGAUCACCAACAAUAUCCUAUAUAACACAGACACAGAUCAAAGAUAUUGGUGGAACUGUGGAACUUUCCUGUUCAGUACAAUACACACAAGACUACUCAGUGAUAUGGAUGAAAGUUGAUAAGAAUCAGAACUCCUAUAGUUUACCAAUUUCCACAGGCAGUUCCCUAAUUUUGCAUGACUCAAGAUUCUCUCUCAGAUAUGAUCCUAGUAGUUCAACGUAUUUACUUCAAAUCAAAGACAUUCAAGAAACAGAUGCUGGCUACUAUCAGUGCCAAAUAUUGAUAUCUCCCAGUAACAGAGUGACAGCAGAAGUUGAAUUGCAAGUUAGAAGACCACCUUUUAUAUCAGACAACUCUACCAGAUCUAUAGUUGUUUCAGAAGGAGAAGCUGUCGAAAUGGAAUGUUACGCUGGAGGUUACCCAUCGCCGAGGAUUUCGUGGAGGCGAGAGAACAACGCCAUUCUGCCGACGGGCGGAUCGAUAUACAGGGGCAACAUUCUGAAAAUCAAAUCGAUCCGCAAAGAGGACCGCGGUACUUACUACUGCGUUGCUGAAAACGGAGUUGGAAGAGGAACGAAACGCAAUAUCGCCGUGGAGGUGGAAUUCGCGCCGGUGGUGGUGGUGCCUCGGCCGCGCCUCGGCCAGGCGCUCCAGUUCGACAUGGACUUGGAGUGCCACGUGGAGGCCUAUCCGCCGCCAGCCAUCACCUGGGAGAAGGACGAAGUGACGCUGUCGAACAACCAGCACUACCGGAUAUCGCACUUCGCUGUUGCCGACGAGUUCACGGAUACCACUCUCAGGGUGAUCACCAUAGAGAAACGUCAGUAUGGCCAGUACACCUGCAAGGCUGCAAAUAAAUUGGGAACAAUGGAAGGAAGGGUGGAGCUUUUUGAAUCGAUCAUCCCUGUAUGCCCGCCUGCCUGUGGUUCUGCUCGAUAUGCUGGAGCAGCUACCAUCUCUACCAGUACCGCUGCAUUAUUUAUCACAAUACUCAUCUUUAUUUUUAGAAACUUCCGUUCCCAAUAGUAACUAUCCAGGACUUAUCUGGAUAAAUCCGGGUAGAAGAAAUUUGCCUGCACCAUUGCAGAAUCUCAUUUACGUAUACAUAAUUUUAGUUUUACGUCACUAGCAUAAAACAUAUUUGCACAUUAUCUAAUUGUACAGUUUUGAAGUACAAAAUUAUAAUUGCACAUUAAUUUUGUGCGAUGGUAAAUUCUUUUUUUAUAAUCACUAUUAAAAGUACGCCUUUUAACACUGAGAUCAUUUCAAGAUACCAGUGUUAGAAGUAACUAGAACUAUAAAUAUUAUUUAUUCAUUCAGUACAUUGAUUGAGCAUGAGUAAAAAUACAACAAUUAGUAAUUCCUAAUAUUUUUUAUCUAUUACUUUGGCGGACUUUUAAUAGUGUUUGUUGAAAAAAUAUAUUAUGAUGUCCCUGUUAAGAAUGCAUUUAACACUACAUCAUAAAUAGCUAUUGUAAUUUUCUAUCUUUUUUUAUGAUUUAUCCACAUAGUAU
This is a messenger RNA of Phaedon cochleariae (mustard beetle), 1600 nucleotides long. NCBI's taxonomy places the organism in Eukaryota, Metazoa, Arthropoda, Insecta, Coleoptera, Chrysomelidae. The record is from the annotation of a GenBank genome assembly.